AUGAACGGCGUGGCCGAAUCCAAGGUUGGCAGCAUAAUCAAGUCGCUCUCGAUGCUAGAAGAUGAUCUGGACUCUCUGCAUUCCAAGGCAUCAGAUAUGAAGAAGAACCUGUCAAUCAAGGCACAUAGCGAGAUCGACAGGCUUUUGGAAGAGGUACGCAAGAUGGCGGCCGCAGAGGCCGAGAAGAUCAUUACCGAAGCGCGUGCAAAGGCCCAGUCACAGGCAGAAAAGAUAACCCGGGACGGAGAAGAGAGGCUGAAGGAGAUACAAACCAUGGUUGAUGCAAACUUUGACGAGGCAGUCGAGGACGUUGUGUCGGCCGUGUUAGAAAAAUAA
Geodia barretti is the source of this 336-nucleotide messenger RNA. Lineage: Eukaryota; Metazoa; Porifera; Demospongiae; Tetractinellida; Geodiidae. The record is from the annotation of a GenBank genome assembly.